ACGCGCGUUACGUCCUGCUGUUACAUUCAGAGCUGUUAUUAUUACAACGGAAACUGUUGCGCCUUGUUAUUUUUCUGUUUUUUAGCAGCAGUAAGCAUGGCUGGAAUAAACAACCGCCUCAAACGCAUCUUUAUCUCCUUCAACGUCUUCUUCGCGUCUGUGGGCUUACUGUUCAUCGCCUGUGCUGUGCUACUUGAGACCGCCACCGAUGAUGAGGCAGGAGGAAACAUGGAGGAUCGGAUCCCAGCCGUCGUUGGCUUACUUGCCGUGGGCAUUAUCACCAUGACGUUUGCCAUCUUAGGGGCCUGUGGGGCUUAUCAGGAGAGCCAAGCCUGCCUGGUUGCGUUCAUGUUGUGUAUGGUCCUCGGAAAAACAGCGAUACUCCGAGCUGCGAUCUCAGGAGUCAACGCCCGUCCUGAGCUGCCGGGCGUGCUGGAGGAGAAGUUCCGCCAGCUUCCUCCUCUGGACUUCAAGGGGGAGAAGGUGAUGCAGAUGGUCAACAGCAUGCAGUCUGAGCUGCACUGCUGUGGGCUCUUCAGCUACAAAGACUGGAUUCUCAGCAUCCCAGACUCCUGUAACUGCACAGACAUGGAGGAGGAAUCCAACUGCAAAGUGGUCUACUACAAUUAUCCCUUCCAAAUGAAAACACAGUCCAUCUACAGCAAGCCCUGCUUCCCCAUCUACUUGCAAAAUACCCUACAGCAAGCUGACAUCACACUCGGAGUCAGCUUCUGUCUGGCUGCUCUGGCUGGGAUCGGCAUAAUUCUGUCCUCCAUCAUGAUCUACCAGAUCCGUUACUCUGAAAAACCCACCGUCUCCACCUCAGCACCACCCAAGUACCAGAAGCUGCACAACCUUCUGCACUGAAGACGCAGCUCCGUCAGCUUGUUGCACUGUCUGCGUUCAAAGUUCCUUCAUCACUGUGAGGAGGUGCAGCUGUGGAGCCUGAAACACCACCAGGUUUAAUGUACUGAUUUCUUCCUGUGAAGAAGAGUCUGAUGUUUCAUUCUGCUUAUUUUCUUAGUUACAGAACGAACAAGAUUUUACAGAGUACUUUUACCAUUUAAAGAAUAAUUUGAUACCAAAGAGGUUAAAAGAUUUAAAUGACUUCUUCAGCUGGACUUAAAUCUUCUGUAGCUGUAAUUAAAUCAUGCUGAACUUGAUCAUUUUUCUUUGUUCUGUAUUAUUCAUUCAUUCAUUUAUACACCACCAGUCCCACUGGAUUUAAUGAGAAAGUGUGUCCAAACUUUUGACAGGUAGUGUAUACAUUUUAUUGUAAUGACUGAAACAUGAAAUAAGAGUCCAGUUUGUGUCUGUAAAACCUGCAAAUGGAAAUCCUUUUUAUAUUUUUUAUCUUUCCUUUUUCAUUCUACACUUUGUCUUGCUGUGAACUGAUGUUCUCCAACUCCACCUAAAAGUCAGUACAAAUAAAAUGAUUUCAUUCUCAGUGAA
Messenger RNA from Melanotaenia boesemani (Boeseman's rainbowfish), 1452 nucleotides. Its product is annotated as CD63 antigen-like. Gene Ontology annotation, cellular component: membrane. Bases 97 to 867 code for a protein of 256 amino acids. The transcript is spliced from 9 exons. The record is from RefSeq and is a predicted model, not a curated record. NCBI's taxonomy places the organism in Eukaryota, Metazoa, Chordata, Actinopteri, Atheriniformes, Melanotaeniidae.